This is a messenger RNA of Fundulus heteroclitus (mummichog), 3751 nucleotides long. Its product is annotated as signal transducer and activator of transcription 1-alpha/beta-like. Gene Ontology annotation, biological process: regulation of transcription by RNA polymerase II; type I interferon-mediated signaling pathway; cell surface receptor signaling pathway via JAK-STAT. Lineage: Eukaryota; Metazoa; Chordata; Actinopteri; Cyprinodontiformes; Fundulidae. Gene Ontology annotation, molecular function: DNA-binding transcription factor activity, RNA polymerase II-specific; RNA polymerase II cis-regulatory region sequence-specific DNA binding. The transcript is spliced from 23 exons. The record is from RefSeq and is a predicted model, not a curated record. The coding region runs from base 317 to 2644 and encodes 775 amino acids.
AUUACUGCUGCGUUCUGCCCUGGCAAUGGUGUUGACGCUUCCUCCACAAUGCAGCUGCUCUGCAAAUAAAGUGAAAUCGGUAUUCGUGAUUUUGUAGCUUCUAGUUUUAGUCAUAUUAUGUCACUUUAAAAACUUGCAGUCAAUUAUAACUCGUCAGAUUGCUCAAUCCACGCGUUUGCACUUUGUUCCCCCCCGCAUCUGAUUUGGAACAUGUCAUGGUUACCUGAAAGACGUGUUGACAGGUGUAGAUCAGCUACAUCUGGCUGGUUUAAGGUGUGCCUUUGCUCGUUGUUGUGUUCCCAGUAAAUCCCAGAAUAUGGCUCAGUGGGACAAACUGAGGCAGCUCUCUGACAGCUACUGGCAGCAGCUACAUGAGCUCUACGACAGGGAUGGUUUGCCUAUGGAUGUUCGCCACUACCUGUCGGCUUGGAUUGAGAAGCAGGAGUGGCAACGAGCGGCAAGGGACUACAGCCUUGCCAUGGUGCUGUACCAGGUCCUGCUGGAGAAUCUGGAUAUCCAGCACAGCCGCUUUGUUCAGGAGGAGUCGUUCUUACAGCAGCACAACAUCAGACGCUAUAAACAGACCUUCCAGAGGUAUCAGGACGAUCCCUGUGCUUUGGCCAAAACAAUCCUGUGGUUUUUGGAGAAAGAGAAGGAGAUCCUGGACAGCGCUGAGCUGGAUGAACAGGUGCAGCUUUUGCGUGUUGAGCAGGAAGCCAUGGAGACAACCUGUCAGCAGGAGCUCGAACGGAAAAUGGCCGGGCUGAGGAAUGAUGUGCAGUGUUUGGAACAUGCGAUUAUAUGCCUGGAGGAGCAGCAAGAUGAGUUUGAUUUUAAAUAUCAAACCCACAAGAUGGAAGCUGUGACCGAUGAAGCACAGAGGAAUGGAUUAAUGAAACUGUUUCAGUCACUAAUCAAUAGACUGAAUGAAUGUAGAAAGAGCACUCUAGCAGACUUGAACAAGCUUCUGGACCGAGCUGAAGAUCUGAUCAACCUGCUGGUGCGGAAGGAGCUGGUGGACUGGCAGAGGAGGCAGCAGAAAUCCUGCAUCGGUGCUGCAGACAAUGUUUGCCUGGAUCAGCUGGAAAAGUGGUUCACCUGUGUGGCAGUGUGUCUGUUCCAGGUGCGGGAGUUUCUCAAUAAGCUCGAGGAGCUAGUAGGAAAAAUGUCCUAUGAAAACGACCCUGUUAAGGUCCAGAAACCUACGUUACAGAGGAGAGCAGACGAUCUUCUUAAAGACUUACUCAAGAGUUCGUUUGUGGUUGAGACGCAGCCAUCCAUGCCCCAGGGAAAAGGACCCCUGGUUCUGCGUACAAAUGUCCAGUUCUCUGUUAAGACAAGACUGCUGGUGAAAUUUCCGGAACUGAACCACUCCAUGAAAGUGAACGUGUCCAUGUCCAGGGAGGCUCCUCAGAUCAAAGGAUAUCGGCGCUUUAAUGUCCUGGGAACUGCGACUAAAGAUUUGAACAUAGCUGAGAGCCUCAGCGGAGGAAUGGUUGCAGAUUUCAGACAUCUGAGUCUGAGGGAGCAGAAAUCUGGAGGGGCCGGAAGAGGAAUCAGUGAUAUUUCGCUGAGUGUUACUGAGGAGCUGCACAUCAUCUACUUCAACACUGUGUUUGAGCUGAAAGGCUUUUCAGUAGAGCUGCAGGCCUCCUCUCUUCCUGUGGUCAUUAUCUCAAACUCCAGCCAGCAGCAAAGUGCCUGGGCAUCUAUCCUCUGGUUCAACAUGCUUAGUCUGGAUCCAAAGGAUAUUAUGUUUUUCGCCAACGUUCCUGCAGCUCCUUGGCCACAGUUUGCAGAGAUGUUGAGCUGGCAGUUUCUGUCUGCCACAAAACGGGGCCUGGAUGACGAUCAGCGCAACAUGAUCGCCCACAAGCUAUUUGGGAAGCAGCAGAACUAUGACCCCUGCAAAGUGACGUGGUCAAAAUUUAUGAAGGAAAAUAGUCCUGACACUUUCUUUGUGUGGUUUGAUGGCAUCUUGGUGAUGGUGAAAACCUACCUGGAGGACCUCUGGAGAGAAGGUCUCAUCAUGGGCUUUGUGAGCAAAGGUAAAGAGAAGCUCCUCCUGAGGAGGAAGAAGAGGGGCACGUUCUUGUUGCGCUUCAGUGAAAGCGUGGUGGGAGGAAUCACCUUCUCCUGGGUGGAAAUAGACGCAAACGGUGAGCCUGAUAUAAAAACGGUCCAGCCCUUCACCAAAGUUGACCUCAACCAGAUCCAGUUCCACGAAAUCAUCAGGAAUUUCCAGAUCUUGGAAGCCGAAAACAUCCCGGAAAGCCCUCUACUUUUCCUGUAUCCCGACACCCCAAAAGAUGAAGCUUUUGGAAAGUGGUACUCCGAGAUAAGUGGAGGUGACAAUCCUUACCUGAAAUACAUCAAAACCAAACUGAUGUUUGUUUCUAAAGAGAACACACUGGAGGCUAGGUCUCCCAUGCACUGUGACAUGACACAGGGUGAAGGCCCGGAGCCAAUGAAUGGCCUGUAUGGAGAGGCAGCUGGUGAGUCCUGGCUCUCCUCGCUGUCCAAUCCAGCUACAACCCCCUCAUCAAACCAAUCAUUUCUCGUCAUCAGAGCGCUUUGUCACUGCUUUAGUUUGGCCGUGUGGUGUGGUUCGAGUUCAGCCGGGAGCAUACGCUAUGUUUGGUGAUGGCUGUGAUGGCGCUAAACAUCUGGGGUCUCAUUUAUAAAACUUUGCAUAGAAUCCAUAUUAAAAGGGUACGUACAGCAAGAAAACAGCAAAUAAAAAAAAAUAAUAAAAAAUCAGUUUUAUAUAACCACGCGCACACACCAGUACGCAAUUUUCCUUUAUAGAUAACAGCUGUACCUGAAUGUUUGCGUUCCAGGUUUCGACCUCUUGUUCAGCCCUCUACGCGCUCAGAUACAGCUAUAAAUAGUCAAUGCAAAGCACCUGCUGAAUGUUAAUAUGUAUUUAAAUGAGUCAGCUGAUUGUUUUUUUCAUCAUGGCGAAGUAGGAACCACGUAGAAAAAGCAAAGAAGCUCUAGAAAAAUUUCACAGAGAGGCCUAUAUUAAAUUUGUAAAUCAGAGGUAAAAAGCACUGAUGUUGCCCACAUUAAACAAACUCGUUAAGAAUUAAACAUGACUGCUGUUGUAAAACGUCGGAUGAAAUCCGUGCUCAGUGUUGAAAUUCCUCUGAGGCUGUGCGCUCAGAUCGACACUCAGCAGAGGGAGGGAGACGGGGAAAAGUGGGAAAAGCAUUUUAGGAAGCCGAUUUGUCGAACACGUCACUCUAGUGAUUAUCGGAGAGAGAACUGUGAUGGUAGAAAACCCCGAUAAAAUGUUGUGCAGACUUUUAUUUAAGAUUUGACUAAUGAGCAUUUUUAAAUUUAUUUGUAAGGUCCUUUUGUAUAGUUAUGCAUCACCAGCGCAAGCAUGAAUAUUUUGUUUUGAAUGCUUAUGAUGAAGUCGAUCUAUGAUUAAAGUCUGAUAUGGAGUGAAAUUGAAUGUUUGAGAGGAAUCAUGAUGCAGUUUGGCUGCAAUUAACCGCUUUACCAUCUGCAUCGCCGAUCUCCCCCGUUUGCAAAAAGCGCGUACCCCUGGGUCAGAGCUGCCGUGAGGACCGCACGUUUUCCCAUCAAGUUUUUUUUUGUUUCUUAAUAGAUCCCAACUCAUUUGCGUGGAAAGUGACCGUGCGCAAGUUUUAGGGCCCGUUGUGUGCGAACCCUUUAUAAAUGAGACCCCCAUUUCUCUCAUGGGACUGUUUGGUGCUUCCUCUGCCUGCACAUUCCUGUUGUC